AUGACAAUUUUCUGCUUCUCAUUGCUGUUCUUCUGCUCCCAUGCUCUGGUGUCUGCAGGAAGCAGCAACGCCUCGACCGAAGAGCUUGCGCUACUCGCCUUCAAGUCCAUGCUGUCAAGCCCAUCCAAGAGCUUGCUGACAUCAUGGAACACUUCAAGUCACUACUGCAGCUGGACAGGAGUUGUCUGCAGCCGUCGGCAACCAGAGAGGGUGGUCUCCCUGCUCAUGGGCUCCUUCAACCUUUCAGGGCGCCUAUCGCCAUUCCUGGGCAACCUGUCAUUUCUCCGGAAGCUGGACCUUCAUGGCAACCAAUUUGUUGGGCAGAUACCUCCGGGGUUCGGUCAACUCAGUAGGCUUCAGAUGCUCAACCUGAGCACAAACACUCUCCAUGGAAGCAUUCCUGAGGCCAUGGGAGGCUGCACCAACCUCACUACACUUGACCUGAGCAAUAACCUGCUGCAAGGUGAGAUCCCAACUGGCAUAGGUGCCUUGAAGAAUCUUGUGAAUUUGAGCCUUCAUAUCAAUGGUUUGUCAGGAGAUAUCCCUCACUCUCUUACAAACUUAUCUUCGAUCAAACACUUGUCUUUGAGCAACAACAGAUUGUCAGGUGAGAUACCACCAGACCUGGGUAACCUUUACCAAUCUUCAGGUUCUUGA
Miscanthus lutarioriparius is the source of this 657-nucleotide messenger RNA. NCBI's taxonomy places the organism in Eukaryota, Viridiplantae, Streptophyta, Magnoliopsida, Poales, Poaceae. The record is from the annotation of a GenBank genome assembly.